This is a messenger RNA of Macadamia integrifolia, 1080 nucleotides long. Its product is annotated as casein kinase 1-like protein 1. The record is from RefSeq and is a predicted model, not a curated record. Bases 540 to 1055 code for a protein of 171 amino acids. Gene Ontology annotation, biological process: signal transduction; endocytosis; peptidyl-serine phosphorylation. NCBI's taxonomy places the organism in Eukaryota, Viridiplantae, Streptophyta, Magnoliopsida, Proteales, Proteaceae. Gene Ontology annotation, cellular component: cytoplasm; nucleus. Gene Ontology annotation, molecular function: ATP binding; protein serine/threonine kinase activity. The transcript is spliced from 6 exons.
AAGGGAAAACCCUAUGUUGGGUCCGCUGUUGAAAGUCCGCUUGGAUUGGAUCAAAGCGUCAUGGAGAGGUGAUCUCAUGUCGCCUCUGCCUCUUCUCUCAUCCUCUUUCUUCUUGUUCCUUCCUUCGUCCUGCAACCUAAACCUCCGUUGAAAUUAAAUUCUGAUUUUGGAAACCCUAGAUCUCCCGAUCUUCUCUCUAUCUCUUUCAAGCGGUCCUUUUAUCUCUCCCCUUCCUUCCCCGAAUAUUAAAAGGUUAAAAAAAAAAAAAAAAGGGAAUAUAAGUAUCAAAUCUUUCACAUCUCCCCGUUGAUCUUCCUAUAUGCAUUUGUAUCUCGUUGAUUUCACCAUCCAAUCGUUGCUGGCACCGAUUACGAUGGGCAUCAUUUGGAUUCCUGGUCUCAGGGUUCUACUGUUGUUGAAUUUGGUGAAUUGGAGAGGUUGAAGUGAAUCACUGGGCCGUUCAGGUGGCUUCCUUUAUCUCGUGUUAUUUCAUUUGGAAGCUUGGUUUCUGCUGAUUUAUCCUGGUUCCAACUUCGUUGAUGGAGCCUCGCGUUGGUAACAAGUUCCGCCUAGGUCGUAAGAUCGGUAGCGGUUCCUUUGGAGAGAUCUACCUCGGUACCAAUAUUCAGACGAAUGAAGAGGUCGCCAUUAAGCUCGAAAAUGUCAAGACAAAGCAUCCCCAGUUGUUAUACGAAUCAAAGCUAUACAGAAUCCUCCAGGGAGGAACUGGAAUUCCAAAUGUCAGAUGGUUUGGUGUUGAAGGGGACUAUAAUGUUCUUGUGAUGGAUUUACUUGGACCUAGUCUUGAAGAUUUAUUCAACUUCUGUAGUAGGAAACUUUCCUUGAAGUCUGUUCUUAUGCUUGCAGAUCAGAUGAUAAAUCGAGUUGAAUUUGUCCAUGCCAAGUCAUUUCUUCAUCGAGAUAUCAAGCCUGACAAUUUCCUGAUGGGCUUGGGGAGGCGUGCAAAUCAGGUCUACGUAAUUGACUUUGGUCUGGCUAAGAAGUAUAGAGAUACUUCGACCCACCAGCACAUUCCUUACAGGUAUGUAGCUUAAAAUCAUUAGUUGGAUGAGUUUAUUU